AUGACUGUCACAGCCAAAAAGCCAAACUUCUUGGUUAUUGUAGCAGACGACUUGGGAUUCACCGAUCUCAGUGCCUUUGGUGGAGAGAUCCAUACUCCCAACUUGCAGAAAUUAGCAGACAGAGGAGUCAGGUUAACUGAUUUCCACACUGCUUCAGCAUGUUCACCCACCAGGUCCAUGUUGUUUUCUGGUACCGACAAUCACAUUGCCGGUUUGGGUCAAAUGGCCGAAUUCGCAUCCAGACACCCCGAGAAGUUUGCUGGAAAGAAAGGGUAUGAAGGCUACUUGAACGAUAGAGUAGUAGCUUUGCCUGAGAUAUUGAAGGAGUAUGGUGACUACUUUACCUUUAUUUCUGGGAAGUGGCAUUUAGGUUUAUUGCCAGAAUAUUGGCCAAGUAAGAGAGGGUUUGAAAAGUCAUUCACAUUGUUGCCAGGGGCCGGAAACCAUUACAAAUAUAUCACCAAGGACGAAAACGGCGAAUUCGUAAAGUUCUUGCCUCCUUUGUUUGCUGAAGAUGAUAGAAGUGUUGAUGCUGAGAAGGAGCUACCAGAAGAUUUCUACUCGACUGAUUAUUUCACAGAUAAGGGAAUAGAGUUUAUUACAUCUGAAUCCAGAAAUGGAAGACCCUUUUUCGGCUGCUUGACUUACACUGCUCCCCAUUGGCCAUACCAGGCUCCUCAAUCUAGAAUCGAUAAGUACAAGGGUGUUUACGACGGUGGCCCGGAAGAGUUGCGUAGAAGACGUUUGGCCAGUGCCGCUAAGAUAGGAAUCAUUCCUGAAGGUGUAGUUCCCCAUCCUAUAAAGACAAUUCGUAAGAGAUGGUCAGAAUUAACGGAAAAUGAAAGAAAGAUCGAAGCCAGAAUUAUGGAAACUUAUGCUGCUAUGGUUGAAAUCUUAGAUGAGAAUAUUGGGAGAGUAGUUGACCACUUAGAAAAGACAGGAGAGUUGGAUAAUACUUUCAUACUCUUCAUGUCUGAUAAUGGUGCUGAAGGGAUGUUGAUGGAAGCAUUACCAUUGACUGCUUUGAGAAUCAACACAUUCAUUGAAAAGUACUAUAACAAUGCUCUUGACAACAUUGGUAAGAAGGACUCGUUUGUUUUCUACGGAGAUCAGUGGGCUCAGGCAGCUACUUCUCCUCAUUCCAUGUACAAGAUGUGGUCAACUGAAGGAGCAAUCGUUUGUCCACUUAUUAUUCAUUACCCUCCAUUAUUAAAAUCAAAACAAAGCAAGAUCUUGGACGCUUUUACUACGGUGAUGGAUAUAUUGCCAACAGUGUUGGAGUUGGCCGAUGUUAAACACCCAGGAAAUUUCUACAAGGGAAGAGAAGUUGCUGUACCAAGAGGAUCAUCAUGGGUAAGCUACUUAGCCGACAACAGCGACAGGGUACACCAAGAAGACACUGUCACUGGUUGGGAAUUAUUUGGACAGCAGGCUAUCAGAAAGGGUUCCUACAAGGCUCUCUAUAUCCCAGCUCCAUUUGGACCUGAAAAGUGGCAGUUGUUCAAUAUUAAAGAGGAUCCAGGUGAAACCAAGGAUCUUGCGGAAACUGAAACUAGAGUCCUUUCCGAGUUGAUAAAUCUCUGGGCUGUUUAUGCUGCUGAAACUGGAUUAAUCGAGUUGGGAAGCGACCUCUUCGAAAAGGAAAGAAUCGAAGGAGAAGAGAAUGAAGUGAUUUACAGAACGAUCUUAGAUAGUUAG
This is a messenger RNA of Scheffersomyces stipitis CBS 6054, 1698 nucleotides long. RefSeq lists its product as uncharacterized. The transcript has a single exon. The record is from RefSeq and is a predicted model, not a curated record. Bases 1 to 1698 code for a protein of 565 amino acids. NCBI's taxonomy places the organism in Eukaryota, Fungi, Ascomycota, Pichiomycetes, Serinales, Debaryomycetaceae. Gene Ontology annotation, molecular function: arylsulfatase activity.